UUAGGAUUAUCAAUAAUUCAGUUGGUAAGUUCGCAUAGAAUCCUACGUCUCUGUUCUACUUUCACUUCCAAACUCCAAAAGGGUCAUAAAAUUAUCUUCUUAAACUCCGAAGCAAACCAAAAAUCCUCAACCUUCCAAGAAGAACCAUGAAGAAAUCCUUACUUUUUGUGCUACUAUGCGCCGAGGUGUUUGCUAUCUCCUCCCUUUCUCUCGCCUCCACAGCCUAUCCCACCGUCCCCGGCACCGCCGACAUUGGUGUCUCAGUCGCUGACGGCGAUGAAGCUCUUAUCCCUACUCGCCGGGAGGUCUAUGACGGUGGCCGAAUCUUGGAUAUCAGCCACCGAUACACCACGGACAUGCCGGCGUUUGAAUCCGACGACGGAAUCGGACAGUUCCUCUGGCUUCCUAAGAGCAUGAAGAAUGGCUCGCUAGCAAAUAACUCCGAGAUGAAGCUGCCCACUCACACCGGCACGCAUGUUGACGCUCCUGGUCACGUUUUCGAUCACUAUUUUGAUGCUGGCUUCGACGUCGACACUCUUGAUCUCGAAGUACUUAAUGGUCUGGCUUUGCUCGUUGAUGUUCCAAGGGACAAGAAUAUAACUGCUGAAGUUAUGAAGUUCUUAAAUAUUCCCAAGGGGGUACGUCGUGUGCUUUUCAGAACAUUAAACACUGACAGGCGGCUUAUGUUUAGAAAGGAAUUUGACUCUAGCUAUGUGGGAUUUAUGAGGGAUGGAGCUAAAUGGUUGGUAGAGAACACCGACAUCAAACUUGUUGGAAUUGAUUACUUAUCUGUUGCUGCAUAUGAUGAUUUACUUCCCUCUCAUCUAGAAUUUCUUGAAGGCAGGGAAAUCAUUCUUGUGGAGGCCCUAAAACUUGAUAACAUCCAACCAGGGCUAUAUAAUGUCCACUGCUUACCUUUAAGGUUGCUUGGUGCAGAAGGCUCACCAAUAAGAUGCAUUCUCAUCAAAUGAUGCUUUUCCUUGAAACAAUGAUGACUCCAGGACUAUGUCGAGUCCGUACAACAGAAGGGCUAAUAUCAGAUUUCACAAACUGUACCAUCAGCUGCCUGGUGAAGAAAUGCUGCAAAAUUUGGACAUCAAUCUUGUUAUGUUUAUGUAUAUAGUGAUUACCAAUGACUUUAAUAUAUUAUCGGUGACUUAAUAACCUUAUUUUGAGUUUAUUAAAAAGCAAAAAAAGACCUUAUUUGACGUUCCCAUCA
Messenger RNA from Ziziphus jujuba (common jujube), 1219 nucleotides. Its product is annotated as cyclase-like protein 2. NCBI's taxonomy places the organism in Eukaryota, Viridiplantae, Streptophyta, Magnoliopsida, Rosales, Rhamnaceae. The record is from RefSeq and is a predicted model, not a curated record. Gene Ontology annotation, molecular function: arylformamidase activity. The transcript has 7 exons. Bases 147 to 971 code for a protein of 274 amino acids.